UGUGCUCCAGAAGGAGUUUUAACCUGGAGGAUCAUUAACUCUUUCCGUCAGCUGGCGCUGCCGUGGCUCGGCAAGUUCAAGUUCGUCCUGGACGCAUCUGCUCUGGAAGGUCAGGGAGGUGUGGAAUCCUUUUCCAUGGGGGACCACUUUGAGAAGGGCCAGCACGCUUUGCUCAAUGAAGGAGAAGAGAAUGAAAUGGAGAUAUUUGGCUACCGGACUCAAAGCUGCCGGAAAACCCUCUGCCUUGCUGGAUACGUCUUCUCCUUUGGUAUCCUCCCCUUGGUGUUUUACUGGAGACCUGCUUGGCAUGUGUGGGCAAAUUGCAUCCCGUGUUCCUUGCAAGAGGCAGACGUCGUGUUGCUGAGGACAACAGAUGAAUUCCAAACUUACUCUCGGAAAAAGGUAGCGUGGAUCUGCCUGUCGGCAUUAAACAGCACAUUUCGCCUCACUCCUGACCACCCUCUCAUCACAGAUGAGGAGUAUAUCAUAAACAGAGCCAUAAGAAAGCCAGACUUGAAGGUGAGAUGCAUAAAAGUGCAGAAAAUAAGAUACGUUUGGAACAACUUAGAAGGACAAUUCCAGAAAAUCGGUUCUUUGGAAGACUGGCUCAGUUCUGCCAAGAUACAUCUAAAAUUCGGAUCUGGCCUAACAACAGAAGAACAAGAGAUUAGGAGGUUAAUAUGUGGGCCAAAUACUAUCGAUGUUGAAAUCACACCUGUCUGGAAACUGCUCAUCAAGGAGGUUUUAAAUCCAUUUUAUAUAUUUCAACUCUUCAGUGUCUGUCUGUGGUUUAGUGAAGAUUAUAAGGAGUACGCUUUUGCCAUCAUAAUCAUGUCCAUCAUUUCCAUAGCUUUGACAGUGUAUGAUCUCAGAGAGCAAUCCGUAAAGCUCCACCAUUUAGUUGAAUCACAUAAUAACAUUACAGUCUCUGUAUAUGGGAAAACAGCUGGAGUCCAGGAGCUGGAAUCACGCUUCCUGGUACCUGGAGAUCUAUUAAUUUUGACGGGGAACAAAGUGCAAAUGCCAUGUGAUGCCAUUCUGAUUGAUGGCCACUGUGUGGUAGAUGAAGGCAUGCUGACAGGAGAAAGCAUCCCAGUCAGUAAAACCCCUUUACCUGAGAUGAAUAGCUCUGUGCCCUGGAAAACACAGAGUGAAGCAGAUUACAAGCGGCAUGUCCUCUUCUGUGGAACCGAGGUUAUCCAGGCCAAGGGGGCUUGCUCUGGGACCGUGAAAGCAGUGGUACUGCAAACGGGAUUCAACACUGCCAAGGGGGACCUGGUGAGAUCCAUUCUCUACCCCAAGCCGAUGAAUUUUAAGCUCUACAGGGAUGCCAUCAGGUUCCUCCUGUGCCUCGUGGGGACCGCCACCAUUGGAAUGAUCUACACAUUGUGCGUCUAUGUGCUCAGCGGGGAACCUCCGGAGGAGGUGGUGAAGAAAGCCCUUGAUGUCAUCACCAUUGCUGUUCCUCCUGCUCUACCUGCUGCUCUGACCACAGGCAUUAUCUAUGCCCAGCGGAGGCUGAAAAAGAGAGGCAUCUUUUGCAUUAGUCCACAGAGGAUCAAUGUAUGUGGACAAUUAAACCUUGUCUGCUUUGACAAGACAGGCACCUUAACGAGGGAUGGCUUGGAUCUCUGGGGAGUCAUGCCUUGCGGUAGGAACGGCUUCCAGGAAGUCCACAGCUUUGCCUCAGGCAAGGCUCUGCCCUGGGGCCCACUGUGUGCGGCCAUGGCCAGCUGCCACUCUCUGAUCCUCCUCGAUGGGACCAUCCAAGGAGACCCACUGGACCUCAAAAUGUUUGAAGCCACCACAUGGGAAAUGGCGACUUCUGAGGACGAUUUCCAUAUCAAGGGAGCACCGGCAUGUGCCAUGGUUGUUAAGCCCUGCAAAACAGCCAGCCAGGUCCCAGUGGAAGGGAUUGCAAUCCUGCACCAGUUCCCAUUCUCAUCAGCGCUACAGAGGAUGACAGUCAUUGUCCAAGAGAUGGGGGGUGACCGGUUGGCAUUCAUGAAAGGUGCACCAGAGAGGGUGGCCAGCUUUUGCCAACCUGAGACAGUACCAACUAGUUUUGUUAGUGAACUUCAGGUUUACACGACACAGGGCUUCCGGGUCAUAGGACUGGCCUACAAAAAGCUGGAAAUGGACCACCACACCACUGCCUUGAUGAGGGACCAGGUGGAAUCAGACCUGAUAUUUCUGGGACUGCUGAUCUUAGAGAAUAGAUUGAAGGAAGAGACAAAGCCUGUCCUGGAAGAGCUCAUCUCAGCCCGGAUAAGGACUGUAAUGAUCACAGGUGACAACCUUCAGACUGCAAUAACAGUGGCCAGAAAGUCUGGAAUGGUUUCUGAAAGCCAGAAAGUCAUUCUCAUUGAAGCAAAUGAACCUACUGGGUCCUCAUCAGCAUCUAUAUCUUGGAAACUUGUAGAAGAGAAGAAGCACAUUGUAUACAAGAAUCAGGACACCUACAUUAACAUCAGGGAAGCAGUCUCUGAUAGUAGCAGAGAAGGAAGUUACCAUUUUGCCCUAAGUGGAAAAUCCUUCCAGGUUAUAAAUCAACAUUUCAGCAGCUUACUGCCUAAGAUACUGAUCAAUGGAACCAUCUUUGCAAGAAUGUCUCCUGGGCAGAAAUCCAGUCUGGUGGAAGAAUUUCAGAAACUAGAUUAUUUUGUAGGUAUGUGUGGUGAUGGAGCCAAUGACUGUGGGGCUUUGAAAAUGGCUCACGUGGGCAUCUCUUUAUCAGAGCAGGAGGCAUCCGUGGCCUCUCCUUUCACUUCCAAAACUCCAAACAUUGAGUGUGUACCUCACCUUAUUAAGGAAGGACGUGCCGCUCUCGUUACCUCAUUUUGCAUGUUUAAGUACAUGGCUCUCUACAGCAUGAUUCAGUAUGUUGGUGUUCUGCUGCUCUACUGGGAGACAAACAGCCUUUCAAAUUACCAGUUUCUGUUCCAGGAUCUGGCCAUUACAACUCUUAUUGGUGUAACAAUGAAUUUGAAUGGUGCCUAUCCCAAGCUGGUGCCUUUCAGACCUGCAGGACGGCUCAUCUCCCCACCUCUGCUGCUCUCUGUGAUUCUCAACAUUCUUCUCAGCCUGGCCAUGCACAUUGUGGGCUUCAUUCUGGUUCAGAUGCAGCCUUGGUAUUCCAUGGGGAUGCACAGUGCCUGCACAGUGCAAAAUGAAACGCUUUCAAAGUUGACUAUAUCUCCCACUGCUCCAGAAAAGACUGGAAGUAAUGGUGUCCUCACAAGCUUUGAGAACACUACUAUAUGGUUCUUGGGGACAAUCAACUGCAUCAUUGUGGCUCUUGUCUUCUCCAAAGGAAAACCAUUUAGGCAGCCCACCUACAAAAACUAUAUAUUUGUCCUUGUGCUGCUCAUACAGCUGAGUGUGUGUCUAUUCAUUCUAUUUGCUGAUAUUCCAGAACUAUAUAGGCGUUUGGAUCUGCUCUGCACACCUGUCCUGUGGAGGGUCUACAUUGUCAUUAUGCUCAGUUCCAAUUUCAUUGUGUCCCUUGUGGUGGAGGAAACAAUUAUUGAAAAUAGAGCCCUGUGGAUGAUAAUCAAAAAAUGUUUUGGCUAUCAAUCAAAAAGCCAGUAUCGAAUAUGGCAGAGGGCCUUGGCAAAUGACCCCAGUUGGCCCCCGAUAAACCAGGCCUCCUACUCUGAUAUGCCAGGGUAUGGCCCGGGAGUGUCUUACAGCAACCCCGUAUUUGAGAGCAACGAGGACCAACUUUGAAGGCAAUGUGAUACCCAAAUUUAUAUAUCAUAGAAACAAUGACAAAAGGGACCUGUUUCAGUGAUUUUUUUAAGCAAUGAGACUCUUGCAAUAUCAGCUGGAGUUUUUGGAAUCAAAAACCUACCCAAUCAUGGUGACAAAUUAAAGUCUUUUUGAUAAAAUGCUUUCUAAAGAUCAGAAAACUGCCCUAGGAGAGUGCUUUUCUCUUGGCUUCUGAAAAUAUUAGAGGCAUUCAGUGACUCAAGAAUGGCCCAGGGAUGGCAAUGGGCCAAGAGUUUGGGAGGCUGGAAGAGAAGGAGAAUAUGUAAUUUGUCUUUUUAGAUAAUAUAUUUUUAAAAUGAGUUGAGGGAAAGUAACAUAGAAUUGUAACAUGUUAAGGAUCAUUUUUGAAUUCUUAUUUCACUGAUGGAAAAACAAAUGCAUGAGAACCAUCACACCAGUCCUCACUGUCUGGUUUCCUUUCCUUUGUGGAACUUUUCAGAUUUGAGAUAUCUCCUUCUAUUUCUGUCCUUCCCUUACAUAUUAGUCAGGAUAGGCUAAGCUAUUGCUGCAAUAACAAACAGCUCCAGUAUCUCCGUGUCUAACACUCAAGAGUACCUUUCUUGGUCCAGAUGCCUCUUUAGCAUAGCUCUCCUCAGAGUGGAACUACCACAGAACACAUGGAGUCUGUGAACACAUGGAGCAAGGCUCCAAUCUGAUGGUUCCACCAACACAACACGAGGACUCCUUGUGUUCUGUGAUGAGGGAAGGAAGAUGGAGGCUCUUCACUGUGCCAAAGUGGGAUACAUCUCAACCAUCACUCACACCUCAUUAACCAGGGAUUUGGCAAAGGAUCCGGGAAGUACAGUCUCCUGUAUUUAGGGCUAGCUUCAUGGGUGUAUGAUUUGGCAUUCACACAGGGCCUCAUGCUUGGAUGGGCCCCCUACCUGGAUUAGUACUCUGCUCUUGCCAUCUUGAAAUUCUUAAUUUUUGCACUGGGCCCCGCAAAUUAUAAAAUUGAUCUGGCUUGUAUUCCUGGGAAAGAAAGGAAAGUAGUACAUAUCACACAGUGCUCGUACCAUCCACUAAAGUCUACAUCUCCUGACCCUGUGAACCUCUAUGUUUUAGGAAUGCUUUAUCUUACAUGCCCAACUCCAGGAAUUUUCAUUCCUUGACUCUAUUAUUUUUGAGAAAAGUUACCUCUUGUGCUACAACCUUAUAUAUUAUCCCUCACAGAAGUCUCCUACAGCCUACACAUCUCUUAAGUUUGAGGCUUUGAUUUUCAGAAAGCAAAAAUGUCCUUUAUUUUAUCACUACUAUAAUUUGCUUAUAUUGGAUUCAUUCAGCCUAGAAAACAUUCAGGUUUCUGUUAGCUCAGCAGACAACACAGAAUUCUAGGAAAAUGCCCACAAAUAGUGUUUUAAAGCAAAAGCAACAUUUUCAUGGUAAACAUCAAAUCCUAAGUGAGUAGUUCUGGGCUGGGAGUCCCUGGAUGGCUUUGCUUCUUACCAAGAGCAUCUGCAAGGCUUCCCUUCCUCCUUCAGCUCAGGCUGAACUCCUAAGUGUGGCCAGUGGCCCUGUGAUUGUAGACAAUUCUGGGAACAUGGUGUUUGCCAGCCACAAAGUUACCUUGUUGCUUCUAGUUUUAAAAUAAGGUGUGAAGAAUCAUUAAAACAGGUGGCAGGGAGUUCCCUUUGUGGCUCAGGGGUAACGAACCUGACUAGUGUC
This is a messenger RNA of Phacochoerus africanus (Common warthog), 5436 nucleotides long. It is a transcript of the gene ATP13A4, whose product is annotated as ATPase 13A4. The record is from RefSeq and is a predicted model, not a curated record. The coding region runs from base 136 to 3729 and encodes 1197 amino acids. Gene Ontology annotation, cellular component: late endosome membrane. The transcript is spliced from 30 exons. Lineage: Eukaryota; Metazoa; Chordata; Mammalia; Artiodactyla; Suidae. Gene Ontology annotation, molecular function: ATP hydrolysis activity; ATPase-coupled monoatomic cation transmembrane transporter activity; polyamine transmembrane transporter activity. Gene Ontology annotation, biological process: intracellular calcium ion homeostasis; polyamine transmembrane transport.